Nematocida homosporus is the source of this 3618-nucleotide messenger RNA. RefSeq lists its product as uncharacterized. NCBI's taxonomy places the organism in Eukaryota, Fungi, Microsporidia. The record is from RefSeq and is a predicted model, not a curated record. Bases 1 to 3618 code for a protein of 1205 amino acids. The transcript has a single exon.
AUGGUCCUGACUGAGAAAAGAGAUAUAAAAGAGCCAUCUAUCUUUAAGGAAAUUAUAGAUAAUAAGAAAGAGUUUGUUAAGAAACUAGAUCAUCAUAGUAUCGAUUGGCGCUACCAAAUCUUCUCCAAUAACGAAGAGGGCUUUCCUCGCGAAGAAGAGUCCAUAGAGCCUUAUAUCAUCACCACCAAGUGCAUUCGCGAGUUGAUGCAGGCCUAUGAGCUGCUCUCUAGCAUUGAGGCUAAAGAGACUCAAACCUAUGCGUUCCUUCUAAACGGUCGAGGCGCAGGCCAUAAGAACACCAACUUAAAUGACAUAAUAACCAUACUAACCACAAUGGCCAAAACUCGCAAGCUAGUGUGUAUCACCGGCGAGUCAAGUUGGCGCCCAUGUUCUAAAGAGUCAGAUAUUUCUGACACUGAUUGUGUGGCCUUUAUUCUAAACGCAUUGGCACCAUUUGCUGUUGCUAAGAUAAAGCUCAAAGACCUUGUGUUAGAAGGCCUAUCUGAUGUCAUGACCAAGAAUAGAUUUAAGUCCCCAUCGAUAAGCAAGAAAAAUGUCCCGCCAAAUCCAUACAGACAUAUAGAAGAGCUUUAUCUUGAAAAUGUUUAUGAUAUCGGGGACUUGCUAGUCCAUGUUAAUCAUAGAUACAGUGACCAUACGUACCAAUAUCCUUGUUACCAGAAGGCAAACGAGCAAGCGGUCAAUGACAUCUUUAACUCCCUUUAUACCAGAAUUGUCGAUGCUAAGCCGGAAUCUGCCAAUCUUAUACAAAGCACCAACCCCCACCACACUACAGCCCCACUUCGAAUGGAUGAUAUGUUUCUUCUCUCACAGUUCAACUCCGAGAAGCUUAAUAACAAUGCCAACUACGAUAAGAAUGAGCCUAUUCCCAUUAGCGAGAUGGAGCGCAUUGCCUAUAAAUACUCACUAAUCAAAAGCAGAACCGAGCUAGAAUGGAGGUCCUUUUUAGAACUAUGUACCAACCUAUCGACCUUAUACAUCCACAACUCAACCCUCCAAGAUAUGACCAUAAAUAGCAACCUCCAACUAAAGCAACCAGAUUCAACAGAUAAGCCCGGCAUAGCUUCUUGGUAUCUCCCUAACCUGCGCUAUUUGAUUCUCUCCUGUAAAACAAUCUGCUAUGCCGAUCUCUUGAUUCUAAUCCAUGCUUCCAAUUUGUUGGUCUUUUCACUAGCCUAUACACCAUGCUCCGACUACUCAUUGGGUCCGUAUCAAACCUCUCUCUUGCUUAACCUAAUCCCCUUGGUACAAACUCGCAUUUUCAAGGAGAGGCUGGCGGCUGUGCCUGUGGCUGGUAUAGUGUUCCAAGUAUCUCCCGCCGAAGCGGAUGCAUUGUUUGAGAGAGAGGGGGUGACUUGCCGUGUCGCCAUGAUAGAAGCUUAUAUCUGGGCCCAGUUAGCGCCCCUAUUCUACCAAGGCCGCACAAUGGUAGUGGUUGAUCUUGAUGGUCUCGCAUAUCUACUAGAUAACAAGUUUCUAAAUCCAGAUACUCUUCAACGGGUGUACCUCGUCGGCCAGGACUUGACCCUUCAAAUACUCCACAUUGCCGAGCACGGACAACUAUUCCGAGCCAAUAUAUACAGCGGCCAGGCUCUAAUGGUUCCACUUUACAAAAUGUGUUCUUGGCUAACCCAAGGCAAGCAUCUCCGGCAUCUAGUUGCUGUAAUAGAAGCAUCACACAUAUCUCUAACCAAAGCCAUCGUGCGAAUCAACAACCUCACCUGUACUGAUAAGCAAAACCAGGACCGCCCGGAUGAGUUUUACGAGCAUCUAAAAUACCGAACCCAACUUAAGCAGGGCUGUGUGCCUGUGAUCGGUAUUUUGCCUCCGAAAUACUUUAGCCAUUACUCAGUAGGUGGGCAUAUGUUUGGUUUCUUUGCCAUGCUAUUUCAGAGUCUUGAGGUCUUCAACUACUUCUAUGCGCAUGAGGUCCCAAUAGUAGGGGUCGGACUAGCCCCAUGUACCGGCAACUGCUACAAAGUUGGUUCUUUCCUGUCGAACACUGUCGGUGCCUUGACAUUUGCUAGCUACCCCCCUCCUUUAGUGAAUGACCCUAAGAUAGAGGAACCGUAUAUUUCAGCCAAUGUUACCCCAAUCUUCCAGGAGAUCCAGAAUCGAAGGGACAUAGGUACAGUGGAAGUACUUAAGGGCCAAAAAGACCAUUUCUCUUAUCUUCUGAGUGCUUUUAAGAAAGUGCAGCGGUGUUGCCAUGAUAAAACCGGAGAUCAAAGUUCAUGGACAGCUUACGCAUACGAGGGCAGCUUGACUAGUAUACAGAACGCCUAUGGCGAAACAAUUACCAGGGAUAAUAAGAAUAGGGUAUCCCAGCUCCUAACUAAGUUAAACCUGGAAGAAUUCUUUGGGCUACUCCCAAAUUUCGAAGAGCAUACGAAAGCUAAACAGAUCGCUAAGAAAGUCCCAACGCCAAUUCCAAUACUAACCUGCUACAAAACGCAAUGUUUUCUAACUCCAUCAACUCUUAUACCUUCAUUGAAAAAGUCAGAUAUAGUCUUCCAUAUGUCGAGUCCAUGUUCUACAAGUCCUUCAUUCAUAACUGCGCCAACGACUUCAACCAUUAAAGAUAAGACGAGCAAAGGGCCUAGUAAGCCCGACGGCGCUUAUGUAAGGACAAGUGCAAUACGCCAAGAUUGGUCAGAUUUCAAGGCCGCCCUGGCAGCUUGUGGCGGCACACUCAAUAAUAGUACAAUACUAGCCCCAUCCACUAGCGAUCUCCAAAGGAACAGCAGCACCCCAGCGGAAGCUAUUGCCGACUACUUCGAAUCGCUAUCAAGAGCUCCCCGCCCUCUAAAUUCCAACAAACCAGAUAACUAUGCUUUGAAGGAAUGCUACCAAACCCAGCUUAGCAUUAUCUUUAAAGGUAAAUAUCGGCCGAGCCUAAGUAUGUACACAAUGGCAUUGCCCGCUUAUAUUCCGACCAAUGCUGAUAUUAGUACUGCUAUAUUUCAUCAGUUCCCUCUCACUUACUGUGUGGCCGGAGUAGACAAAGCAGAAUCCGAGCGAAAGGCUUUAGUCAAAUGUAUGAGAGACCUAUCACACUUCCAGAAGAAGAACUAUUACCUAUACCAGCAUGACACCACUAUAGACAUGAAGACCCAUGAGGGGAGGAGCGGGUUCGAUAGGUACCACGCCUCCGCCUUCAAUUAUAUGUGGGACUGUAUAAAGGCGCUUCAUAGCAUCCGGGAGUGCGUUGAUCCUAAAACAGGCAAAUUGUGCACCACCCUAGCGGGCAGUAUUCGUCCUGCUCUGGCAAUAGAGGCUAUUAAGGAAGUUACCGAGGGCCCCUUCGACCGCUUGAGGAGCAGAAUUGUUUGUAAUGAUAUUUACAAUACUUACAAUAGUAUUGCCUCCCCCGACAUUCUACCAAUUAGUAUUGUAUGCGAUGCCCUCACCAAUGCCACCAACCCCGGACAAACACCUCAGGACAAACCAGCCACCACAAAACAAGGCCAACCCAAUACUAAGACCAUCCAGACCCAUAUGGGCAACUUCUCUAUAUACUACCACCACGAAAAAGGACUAAACACAGACCAAACACUUCCAGUCCUCCACUCUUCCCACGCCGACCCAAGCAACUAG